AUGGCUUCACAUUUGCAUGGAAAGGCUGCCUUCCAUUGCACCAGGCAAAGCGUGAAGCAACGGCUGCGCUCCAUCUAUCUGGGGAAAACAAGCCAGAAGGUGCCCAAGUCCAGGCACCCGUCCAUCCGGAUUCCUCACUCCCAGCGGGGAAUCUACAACUCUAAAAGGGGAAAGCCCACCGCGGAUGGCAAAUGCCCCGUUGGGAGCGACUUUCCGCGAAACACGAACUCACGUGGCACGCCACUUGGGGUUUCGAGCCUGACGUAUCAGAUCAAUAAGUUGCUCCUCGCCGGCCCAGAAGGCACAGCCGUAAACCGCUACGCUGACCACCGACAUCAACAGCCAGCUCUUGAACAGGCAACUCCAGAGGAAGAAGGCUUGCAACAGCUGAGCAGGAGAGAGGAAGGAGACUGGCGCCUCAAUCCGGGUUACAACCUGGAAUCUCAACAUCAGAGAACCACAACGAAGGCACGUUCCCAAAACCUGACCAGACCGAGGCCCAUGUCGGCAAAAGAGUGCUACAGGAAUGCUUGGAACCAUCUUUUUAGUGGCGAGGGGGAUCAGACCACAGAGAAAGAAGAUGCUGAGGAAAACAGGCCCGAGCUGAGUGCCGGCAGCAAGGCUGCCAUCAUUCAAACCCGAAGUGCCAUUGUCGUUCCGACCAUUGCUCCGUACUUCUCCAACGAAAACCUGGCAGCAGAGGGGCCUCCCUGCAACACCGCUGACCAGUUUCGCACCAAGAUGAAGCAGCAUGGGCUUUUCAAUACCGGUUUUACCCAACCAAGGCCAGGAGAGAUGUUGACGGGGAGUCUUGCACAAGAGAGAGGGCUGGCAAACGAUUUCACAGCCCUCCGGAGCAGAAGGUUUGAGGCCCUGGGUAUGGAUGCGUGGUAG
Messenger RNA from Anolis sagrei ordinatus, 894 nucleotides. The record is from RefSeq and is a predicted model, not a curated record. Lineage: Eukaryota; Metazoa; Chordata; Lepidosauria; Squamata; Anolidae.